Messenger RNA from Parathielavia appendiculata, 6770 nucleotides. RefSeq lists its product as uncharacterized. Gene Ontology annotation, molecular function: zinc ion binding; transcription cis-regulatory region binding; DNA-binding transcription factor activity, RNA polymerase II-specific. Gene Ontology annotation, cellular component: nucleus. Gene Ontology annotation, biological process: signal transduction; regulation of DNA-templated transcription. NCBI's taxonomy places the organism in Eukaryota, Fungi, Ascomycota, Sordariomycetes, Sordariales, Chaetomiaceae. The transcript is spliced from 5 exons. The coding region runs from base 37 to 6651 and encodes 2204 amino acids. The record is from RefSeq and is a predicted model, not a curated record.
CCUCCAGGGGGCCCUUCUCCCAGCCAGGCUUCAACCAUGGCAGGUCCAGAAAGCGCACGGGCAGAGCCCGUGAGGAACCCCCCGAGAACUUCGUCGAUAGACUCCGCUAUUUCUGCCAUUUCCUCGAGGUCUAGUCUCAACAAGGCGUCCGUGGACGGAGCAGCUGGGGCGACCGAUAUCGCAAAUUUAAUAAAGACGGCUGGCAGUGCCGAAGCAGUCAUCCAAUACUUGCUGAAGGAGAAGCAGUCUCAGUCCCAGCAGAAUGCGCAGCUAUGGAGGCUUGUGGACAAGCAGAGGGCUAUGAUUUUGGGCCUGAACAAGGACCUCGAGCGGGCUCUGAAGGACAAGGAGAAAUACAGGAAAAAGCUGAAAGAGGUCCUGGACGCGUCGGGGACACCGGCCGCCCCCUCUGUAUCUGCCCAGAGCGCGUCAGGAGCGACCACGAACGGUGCUGGCGCUCCGAGUGAGCAUGCACUGGAUCAGUUUGACCCCGACGAGCAAGAACGGGCGACCGAAGCUGCCGCGAAACAGGCGGAGGAGAUCAAGGGCAUUCCCAUCAACAUGAACAUCCCGCCCUCCCGUACCGCAACCCGCGAGCCACCACGGAUGCCUCCGCCGCAACCUCCUGUUGGACUCCCAGACCGAUCUUCGAAACCCGACGACGGGGCUUCCAAGUUUCCUCCUCCUCCAGCCCCUCCACCGCGCAAGCCUCCACCGGCACCUCUGCACCUAAAACAUACGAAACCAAGACCCAACGUGGCUCCUGAAGAAGAGCCGGAAACCGACACUGAAUAUGACCACAUUCUCGAGGUGGACGAAGCCAACUCUGACGAUAGAAGAGGGCGCAGGAGGACACGCGAAGAGGAUGAGCGGGAGCGUGAGAUUCUGGCUAAAAAGGAGGCCGAGAUCCGCAGUCUGUCCAAGAAAAGCAAGAAGAGCGGCAGUCGCAAGGCAGCGGAGAAAGCGGAAGCGCCUCCGAGUGAGACACCUGCCAGUCCCAGGCUGGUCCAGACGACCAUGGUCAUGGCCUCACGGGAGCCAGCCUCCCUUGCUGGGGUCCUGAGCGGUGCGCCCGAUACGCGAGCCAUUCCUCCACCGUUGUUAAGUCCGGGUCUUCCCUCGAGCCCCCGGCCAAUGAACCUAAGAUCUCCCGUCAACUCCCCGCCACUUUCUCCCCUGGGCGUCUCGAGCUUCCCAGGGGUACCGCUAUCUCCACGGCCGCCGCGAGCGCCAAUUCCCUUGCCGCCCAACACUCCCCUCCACACACCUUCACCCGCAGGAGACCCCCUGGCGCUGAAGUCGUCGAGGUCGGUGAACAUCAUAAAGCAAGGAGACGGUACGCCAAGUCCAACAAAGUCCAGCAACGACAGCCCGGUAGAGCGGACCAGGAUAUUCAAGGGGUUCGUGACGGACGAGUAUCCCGACUUGCUGCUUCCGCCAAACGCGCUUCCGUCGAUUGAUAUCAAGGUUGCCUCCUCUCGCAUGAAGCCUUCGAGAGCCAGCUUGAUCUCUCUGACGCAGCUGGAAGAAGAUCCGGUCUUCACUCUGGCUGUGUAUUCAAGAGCCGAUGGCGGAGAGCUUUGGCGAAUCGAAAAGGAUUCUGCGUCGCUUGCAAAGCUGGAUCAACGGCUGAAGCAGUGUCCCGCAUUCACUGCGAAGACGCCGGAUCGGUCGCUUUUCAGUGGUCAUGCACCAGCAAAGCUCGACGCCCGGCGCAUUGCCCUCAACCAAUACCUGGAUGAGUUGCUCAAUACACCGCUGGACAACGCCACGGCACUUGAGCUCUGCAAGUAUCUGUCCACCGGCACGUUGCCGCCCAACGCUGAUGAGACCGGUAGCUCGACUGGAGAUUCCAACCACGAAUCACAGAAAGUCGGCCCAGGUGGACGUCCAUUUCGGAACGGCUACCUAACGAAGCGGGGCAAGAAUUUCGGAGGAUGGAAGGCCCGCUACUUUGUCCUCGACGGUCCGCUCCUGAAGUAUUAUGAGACGCCCGGUGGAGCGCAUUUGGGCACCAUCAAGCUGCAAAGGGCCCAGAUUGGGAAGCAGGCUCAGCACCCCAACGAUGGGACGUCAACCCAGGGCGGUGCGGCGGACGAGGGUGAUAACCAGUAUCGCCACGCCUUCUUGAUUCUCGAGCCCAAGAAGAAGGACCCCAACAGCGUGACGAAGCACGUGUUGUGCGCCGAGAGCGACAAGGAGCGCGAUCAAUGGGUUGACGCCCUGCUUCGUUGGAUCGAUUACCGGGAUCCGGAUGACGAGGAACCUGCUAAGAAGGAUAACGCGCAUGACCGGCAUGGCGAGCGUGGCCACGCAAAAAAGAAGGGGCAUGGUCAGUCGAAACAGCAGCAGGCGCCCAGUGCGGACGAGAAUCUGAUUGGCGUGAACUACGAAGCCACCAAGCAAGGCGACGCUCCCCAAGGGCUGCCUGGGAAGGGCAAGCAGUCCGGGCAUCAAGAUCACGAGUCGACACACAGCCAGUCGACGACAUCUUCGUACACCAUCUCCGCGCCGCGCGAUCCCCAGGUCAUCUCUCACUCGGAGUCGUGGGGCAGCAAGCUUGGCAUGGGGCUCACGCCACCCACGCAGGAAGAAAAGAAGGCGAGGAAGCGCAGCUUCUUUGGCUUCGGCCCAAAGACCAGGACGUCGAGCGACGGCCAGGACUCGCUCUUUGGAAGCGAGAGUGGAAACUCGCUGCCUACCAACCUGUACCAAGGUCCCGUUCGACAGGCCUUCGGGGCGACGUUAGCCGAGGCUGUCCGCUACAACGCGCCUACGGACGUGAAGGUGCCACUACCUGCGGUCGUCUACAGGUGCAUCCAGUACCUUGAAGCGAAGAACGCUAUCCUUGAGGAGGGCAUUUUCCGUCUCAGCGGAUCAAACCUGGUGAUCAAGCAACUGCGGGAACGAUUCAACAACGAGGGUGACAUCAACCUGCUCACUGAUGGUCAGUACCACGACAUCCACGCCGUCGCCUCGCUGCUCAAGAUGUACCUUCGUGAGCUGCCGAGUACCAUCUUGACCAACGACUUGCGCACGCAGUUCAUCACUGUCACGGAGAUGACGGACCACAAGGAGAAGAUGACAGCGCUCGCCGAGCUCGUGGAGCGUCUGCCGCAGGCCAAUGCCGCGUUGUUGAAGUACCUGAUUGCCUUCUUGAUCAAGAUCAUCGACCACUCGGAUGUCAACAAAAUGACGGUGCGCAACGUUGGCAUCGUCUUCUCCCCGACGCUCAACAUACCCGCGCCGGUUUUUGCCAUGUUCCUGCAAAACUACGAAGCCAUCUUUGGAAUCGACCCUGGCGAGUACGAGCUUCCCGUGACGGAGCCAGAGUUCCCGCAAGAACGCCGCCCAUCGCUUCCGACGUCAUUCCAGGAACGCCGGCCGUCAGAUGGUAGGCCGUCAGAUGGGCGCCCGUCCACGUCCCACAGCGACUCCCCUCACAGGCAGCGCCUGAUGGAGGCCUUGGAGGCGCAGGGUAACCGAAGCACGCCGACCCCGCCGCCGAUGACGAUGCAGCAGAUGGCACAGAUGAACGCGGCGACGCUCCAUUCUCGGAGCACGCCGACACCGCCGCCGCAGCGGCAGAUGAUGAAUUACGACUCGCCGGGCCACAGCCACAUGAGGCCGGCUUACGAGGGCGGCUAUGAUCCCAAUCAUGUACACCACAUGGCCGGACACAACAACAAGCCCAGCCCCGGCGGGUACGACAGGCCGCUGUACGAAAACGGACUGACGCCGGCGCCGGCAUACGAUCAGCCGUACAGGAACCGGCGCGAAAGCGUCAUGUUCAUGGGCACGCUCAGCCAGCAGCCGUCCAAGAGCCGACUGCGGGAGGAGGCGCACAUACUGAACCCGACGCUCCGCAACGCCGCGGUAUCGGCACCACAAGACACAUCUACAAACCUGCAGCAGCGCUCAAUUGCGUCAUGGCAGUCCCAGCCACAGCAGCUGCCAUCGCCGUCGUCGCGAGUACCCGCAACCACCUCCCAAGCCCAUCAUGACCAGACCUCAUCGAACCUCGCUUCAGCGCCAGCCUUCUCCCCGCAAUCCACCAACUCCUCCUCUACCAUUACUCUGGACGCAUCUGUCCGUCAACAACGAGAGAAACUACCCGCGCUGUACCCUGCUCCGGCCUCGCUAACACCCCCAGACGACAACCGCCGUCCCGACCAAAGCCACGGGCAGCAGCACAGCAACAACAAUCACGACGUUGUCGACGACGCCGACGCCGACGCUGACGGGGCAUCGCCGGGCACGCUAGCACAGGCGGGACCAUCGUCAGACCCGAAAAAGCCCCGCGCCUGUGAGUCGUGCCGCGCGCUCAAGGUCCGCUGCGAUUUUCCGGCGGAUCCGGCGGACCCGGCCGCCGCCGCGGCGCUGCCGUGCCGCCGGUGCGCCAAGACCAAGCGUAAGUGCGUCGUCACGCAGCCGACGCGCAAGCGGCAGCGCAAAACGGACACGCGCGUGGCCGAGCUGGAGAAGAAGAUCGAUGCCUUGACGGCGAGCUUGGUUGCGAGUAGGGGCGCCGCGGCUGCGGCUGCGGCUGCUGUUAUGGGGCCCGGGGCUGGUAGUCCUACUACCCCUGCUGUGGCUGGCACGGGUGGUAGGAGUGGAAGUGGGAGCAGGAACUGGGAGAGGGAGAAUGAGGGCGACGGUGAAGGCGAAGGUGCCAGGUAUAGGGGCCUGCUGACGAUGGCGCAAGCCAGCGAGCUUCUCGCGCGCUACACGAACAAGAUGUGCCCCCAUCUUCCCGCCGUUGUGUUCCCGUCCUGCAUGACGGCCGCCGAGCUCAGGGCGUCGAAACCCGUUUUGUUUUUGGCUGUCAUCACUGCUGCAUCGGGCGAGAUGCCGGCCCUGCAACAGAUCCUUACCAAGGAGCUGAUGCAGGUGCUUGCCGACAGAAUCAUUGUCCGCGGGAAUAAGAGCCUUGAGCUUGUGCAGGCCGUCCAAGUGGCGGUUAUAUGGUACUGGCCACCUGAUCGCUUCGAAGAACUCAAGUUUUACCAACUGGUGCACAUCGCUGCCGUCAUGGCCAUCGAGCUAGGGCUGGGACGGAAGACGCCGGCCUGGGGCGGGUUUAAGAGACAUAUCGGGCAUGCCUGGCGCGACCAUCCUCUCCGCAAGCAUCCGCCGCCGGAUCCGACUUCUGUCGAGGCCCGCCGGGCAUGGUUGACGUGCUACUUCAUGGCAACGAACACUGCCAUCGCGCUGCAUCGUCCAAAUCUGAUCCGCUGGACGCCCUUUGUUACCGAGUCCAUGGAUGUACUAAAGACGUCGCCCGACGCCGCGCCCACGGAUAAGUAUCUGUGCCAUCUCGUGUGGACGCACAAGCUGGCCGAGGAUAUCGCGAUCCAGUUCUCGAUGGACGAUCCGGCGUCGACCCCUAACCUUGCGGAACCUAGGACACAGCAUGUCCUGAAAGGGUUUGAGCGCGAGCUGGAAAGAUACCGCGAGUCAAUUCCGAAUGAGUUGCAGAAGCCAACGCUCCAGAUGAGUCUCAAUGUCAUAAGCCUGUAUAUGCACGAAGUCACCAUCCAGGGCGACCCCUCCGACGAUUGCAGGCUGGGCGUCACCGACUCCCCGUUUGGCUACGAUAUACCGCUGUCGGCACCGCACAUCAGCGCCUUGUCAGCAUGUCUCGAGGCCAUUGACGGCAUCAUUGGAGUGUUCAUAUCCCUCGACGUCCCCACCGUGCGCUGCCUGCCCGGGUUCAAUCUUGUUCGAGUUGCAUAUGCUAUCGUCGUACUGAUCAAGAUUUACUUUGCGGCAUCGUCGCCCAAGAGCGACCUGGGGAACAUUAUCAGCAAGGAUGAGAUGAAAGUCGAACAGUAUCUGGACAACCUCCUCGAUAAGUUCCGCGCCGCAGCCGCCGAAGGAAGAAGUCGGCCAGCCGCCAGGUUUCUUGUUGUUUUAGUCAUGAUACGGAGUUGGUUCCAUAAGCAGAAACGGUACCAGAACGGCGACGCCAAGCAAGGUGCGAACCCCCAAACCACAGAGACCGCCCCGUCUCACCCUCGCCAGUCCGGAGAACGGGGCGGCUCUACUCCGGUCCCGCAACAGAUGCAGCCGCAACAACCAGGUUACCCAGCCACGGCCAACACGCCGUUACAUCUUCUAUCCGAGGUCGCAACAAACAAAUCCGCUGCGCCCAGCCGGAGUGGCACUCGGCCAUCAACCUCCCUUCAAAGCACCGCCACCGAUACAUGGCUCAGCAGGCCGCCACAGCUCAUGUACGACCCCGUCACCAACUCGGCCACACCGUCCACCAGCGCCGCCGCCAACAACAACGCAGCCUCGUCCUUCAUGGCCGGCGGCGUACCCGCAACCCCGCAGCAAUCCCAAGCGCUGGCAAACGUGCUGGCACAGGCGGAGAACGAUAUGAUGGCGUCGAACCUGCCGUUUCCCUGGUGGGACAACGCUUUCCAGGCUGUCUCGGACAUGGACUACACCUCGAGUAUCUUUGGGGACGGGUUCGCGCAGGCCAUGGACCUGACGUUUGGCGGGUUCAUGGAGGGCGGGUUCGGCAGCGCGGACGGCAGUGCGAUGCAGGAGCAGGGGUGGUUCCCGUCUGUCGCGGUCGGGAUGGAUGCGGACCUUGGGGACGGUGCCACGGCCGAGGUGAGUGCUGCGGGCGGGUUUGGAUUUUAGGAUUGUGAGUCUUGGGAAUCGAGGUGAUAGCUUUGUUUGGUUACUAUGAUGAAUUGGCUAAUGUAGUUGGAAAAGGAGUUCUAGGCGGAGGGAGUUGAAGGAGAUCAUGUCAUGUUUGG